Molecule: messenger RNA, 1662 nt
Organism: Aureobasidium pullulans EXF-150
Lineage: Eukaryota; Fungi; Ascomycota; Dothideomycetes; Dothideales; Saccotheciaceae
Exons: 1
Coding region: 1-1467 (488 amino acids)
Source: RefSeq, a predicted model, not a curated record
AUGGCUACGACAAAGUUUCCUACUCGUUGGAUCGAAACCAGCGACGGCUUCAUCCCAGCACCAGACAACCAACAGCCCACCAGUAUCCUCCACAAGCAAGUUCUCGACGCAGUCGAUGAAUUCAAGAUCACUUCCUUCGACGCAUGGGCCAUGGACCUGUGUGUCACCGUCGGCAAAACCUGCAAUGUCAUCACUUGGGAGUGCACGCCUGAUCCUACCAAGUUCAAGUUCGCAUUCGACUGGGGCCGCUCGAGAGAUGUUACGCUCUCCACUCGUGUCGACAAGGAUGAGGUUCAGGUCUACUUGGACAACAAAUGGACCGCCCUCACAGCCUUUCUCAACGAGGAGGUCAAGGCCAAUCCUACCAAUCCCAACCGCUGCUAUCACCUCAGCCCCGAGAAUAUGACCAAGGAGAUCGUCAAAGUCCAGUCUGACUGGUGGUCAAACAACAAGAAGAAAUUUCCUUUCUUCGACUUGCCCGGCGAGCUGAGAAACGAAAUCUACCGACACGCAGCCCCUCAAGAUGCCAUUGAGCCAUACGCAGCUUACCGUGGCCGCAGCAAUGGUAUGCCAUGGGUCAGCUACCGCAACGAGAUGGUAUCGAACCUGCUCAAGUGCAACAAGGUCGUGGCUCGUGAGAUGCGCAGUUACAUGUUCCUCCGCCUUCCUCUACUCCUCACACACCAACGCUUGCUCAAGAAGACGCUUCGUGAGAACACAUUCUUCCCCUUUGAAGAGCUUACCCGCCUCACUCUAUCCUUCAACAGUCACUAUGAUUUGAUCAAGCUCUUCGGUCUCCGCGCCAGAAGCACACUCACAGGCAACAUCAUCGAUGUGAUUGGCAGCCAACACGCGCCUCUGGCUUUGUCCCGCAGCAGACUUCCCGCCAUCAAGAAACUCGAGAUCGUCAUACCCUCUCGCGACACCCUCAACAACGUAUCCUUCCUGUCCGGAGGUUGCCAAACCGACACGACCACCAUGUUGCUUGAGAUUAUGGAGCCGUUCAUCAAGAACCAGCCUCUGGUCCUCACCGGCAUGAUCAAGAAGUGGCAGAAGAAGCUCUGGGAGGCAAAGGCUGCUCAAGCCCACAAAGAGUAUGAGGAAAGCUGGGCCGACACCGAAGAGGGCGGCGUACCAGUCACCGACGAAGACAUCGCCAGAUACGAACGCGACAAUGAAGUGAAGGAGAACGAUGCAGAAGGCGAGAAUGGUGAGGGCAAGUGCGAUUCUGAACAUUGCGCCAACUGCGAUUCUCACCACGGCGAGAUCUCUUACUCCGACAAGGAAAAUGAUGAUGACGAUGAGGAGGAAGAGGGGGAGGAGUCUUUCGAAUACCACCUUCCAUUCGUCUGCCGUUGCCACCCUCCCUGCCUCGAGGGCGAGUGGACCGACGCAGACAACGUCAAAGAUCGUGAGGAAGGCGCAUCCGGCCAGGAAGUCGGAAAGGAUGGCAAGGAAAGCCAGUAAAGGAAUACGACGAGGGAAGAACAAACAAUUUGCAAUGUUCUGCGAGGAAGGAGCGAGCGAGCGAGUUGGAUCAAAUGAGAUCCACAAUCGACGGCGUUUUGGGAAAAGGGCGUUUUUGCGUAUUUGCAUUUUUGAUGUUUUUUUGAAAUUCAGGAAAGAAGGGAGCCGGGUCUUGGGUAUCCGGCAAGAACAAAC